Molecule: messenger RNA, 432 nt
Organism: Paraphaeosphaeria sporulosa
Lineage: Eukaryota; Fungi; Ascomycota; Dothideomycetes; Pleosporales; Didymosphaeriaceae
Exons: 1
Coding region: 147-401 (84 amino acids)
Source: RefSeq, a predicted model, not a curated record
CAUGACUUGAUGUGGACUGGUUCAGGCCAUUUUAUUCUUUGCAAAAGUUCUCAAGUACUGACUGGCUAGAUGUUGACACCAUGCAUUUUUUCUCAUCCUAUAUAGUCACAUCAAACGUCAGGUAACUUCAAGAUGCCUCACCACACAUGCCGCAAAGUAUCCCAAGUCAACCCAAGAUCCACCAAACUAAGUUGCCGCCGCACCUGCACCUGUACCUCUUGAAUAUCCAUUCGAGUAGCCAUUGCUACCACCCUUCUUGGCGGCCUCUGCUAUACAGUCAGUCGAGUUCAGUCAGGAUACCUCGAGUCAGACAUACCCUUGGCGUGCGCAUCUCGCACUUUUCGCUCAGACUCCUCCUCGCGCGCGAAUGCACCUUCACCGCUGGCAUACCUUUGGAAUAGGGACCGGACCGAUAUCCACAUGCUCGCCGGU